AUGGAGACGCAUUUCGGAGGAUAUGCUGACAGUGAAGGCAGAAUCUACUUGUAUGAGAGCCGCUGAGUUAACGUGUGCUGCCGAGAUAUCCCGAUUACAUCUUCCAUACGAAUUAAGCGAGAGGAAACGUUUCCAACAGUACAGAGAUACGGUUGCCUCAAAAGCGUUGUCUGGUAAUGGUAACAACAACAGUACCACAUCAAAAUUAUCCGGUGCUGCAAAUCAUAACAGCAGCAGUAAAAUAUCUGGAAGUUCAGCUGCUCAUUCGCAGUCGAAGAACGUUGCACCGCAUUCCCAAUCAAAAAUGUCACAGCAUAUAGUUGGAGGUGGUGCCGCCAGGUUGAGUAUAUCA
Anisakis simplex (herring worm) is the source of this 352-nucleotide messenger RNA. The record is from the annotation of a GenBank genome assembly. Lineage: Eukaryota; Metazoa; Nematoda; Chromadorea; Rhabditida; Anisakidae.